AUGACACCAGACCAACAGCAAGCUCUCGAUAUCCAGAACAAAGGCCGUGCCAACAAGGGCAUCAAGCCGUUGCAGUGGGAUGGGGAUCCGCACAACAAAGCUCAGGUGUGGGCAAUACACCUAGCCAACAACGUCGGACAUAUGCAGCAUUCGACCUCGGCCGAACGUCCUGACCAGGGCGAGAAUUUGUUCUGGGGAUGGGCCAGUCCAGGGCCGUACAAAGACCCUUAUACGCACGCAGCGCAGAGCUGGAUGAAUGAGGGGGCAAAGUAUCAUGGGGAGGCGAUCGGGCAGGGGAACUUGAGUGACUGGGGCCAUUAUACACAGUGCAUGUGGCAUUCCACGACCAAGAUGGGCAUGGCCAUGGCAACAGAUAGUAAAGGGGGUGUGUAUGUUGUGGGACGCUAUGAGCCGGCGGGGAAUUGGGCAGGGCAGAAGCCUUACUAG
Exophiala xenobiotica is the source of this 447-nucleotide messenger RNA. RefSeq lists its product as uncharacterized. Lineage: Eukaryota; Fungi; Ascomycota; Eurotiomycetes; Chaetothyriales; Herpotrichiellaceae. Bases 1 to 447 code for a protein of 148 amino acids. The record is from RefSeq and is a predicted model, not a curated record. The transcript has 2 exons.